AAUAAUGAAUUUCCGAAGAUCCCGGACUCGCUCGCGCCGAAAUUCAAUGAAUAUAAUGGUUUCGGCAGAGAAGUGGCGUAACUAUGGAAGAAAAUUGUCCCACCGAGCUACCGAUUUCUUAGCUGAAGACUCCGAUGACGAUACACCUAGAGAGAGCAAACUUAAGGAUUGGAUUGAUGAAUUUUUUGUACAAAAAAGCACGAUGUCCGAAGAAUCUGACCAAGAUGUUGAAGUUAAACUCACAAAUAAACAAACCUUAGUUUUAGCGACAUUAGUACCAGAUGAAAUACUUCUCAUGGAUAAUUUCCAAACAGUUGAGACAAAACGUUUUGUAGGCGUACUGAUGAUGGCAGACGUAUCAGGAUAUACGGCUUUGUCAGAAAAAUACAAUAACACAGGAAAAGGCGGCACAUACCGAUUGACAGCCACCCUGAACACUUACCUUGGGUCCCUCAUAGAAGUUAUAUACAGUCACGGUGGAGACAUAAUAAAAUUUGCUGGGGAUGCAUUUUUAGCUCUUUGGAAAACAGACAAAAGGACUUUCCUAUGCCACACCAUUCAUACCGCGAUCGCGUGCGCGCUUAUAAUACAGCAUACAUUUGGUUCAUAUGAAACUGAUGUUAAAGUAAACCUUAAAGUGAAAUUGGCUAUUUCAGCAGGCAACCUCAUAUUUUCUCCCAUUGGAACAGGAAUAGACUGGAAUUAUAUAAUUUUUGGUUUACCUGUGAUUGAAGCUAAAUUAGCUGAGAGCUUGUGUGGCUCGGGAGAAGUUAAGUUGACUCCUACAGCAUGGGCACACUGUUAUUCAAGAAAUUAUGAUCACGUAGUCAGUGGAGAUGGUCAUGUUACAAUCAAAUCAAUUCUAUACGACCCACGCGAAAAAGAUGUUAGUAAACCUUUUCUUGGCUUUGGAACUAUGAUUCGUCAAAUAAAUAAACCAUUUGUAUCCUUAGAAGCCCUACCAGAUCUUCUUGAUUCUACAGAUAUAAAUAUUACUGAUAUUUCAAAGAAAACUGAACUUCUAAGUUUACGUAAAACAAUAUUAAAGGCAGGAGAGAGGGAUAUUGGUUCAGAAAUAAGAAAAUUCAUGAUCAGGCCUGUUCUAACGCAAAUUGAUGCUCAUCAGCCUUUAGAAUAUCUCACAGAGAUGCGACAAGUUUCUAUAUUAUUCAUUACACUUAAACCAAAAGAAUGUUCGUUCCCACAACUAAUAACGAUAGUGAAUAAUUCAUACCAAAUAACAAGCGAUAUUGUAUAUAAAUCUAUGGGUUGUGUUAACAAAAUCAUUCUAUUUGAUAAAGAUGUGAUGAUUUUGGUUAUUUUUGGGCUGCGUGGUUUCAAACAUGAAUCAGAAGCCCAAGCUGCUUUGAAAUGUGCUUACAGUAUUAAAAAAAGAGUAUCAGCUUUAGAUGGCGUCUUGGAAGUAUCUAUAGGCAUUACGACCGGCCAAGUAUAUUGUGGUGUAGUAGGCCAUCCUCUACGAAGAGAGUUUACAGUAAUCGGUGCUAUUGUAAAUAAGGCCGCACGAUUCAUGUGCAAUUUUCGCAAUAAAAUUACUUGCGAUGAAGCCACUUAUAUUAAAAGUAAAUUGUCCAGCAACGGGUUUACAUUACAACCACCUACUGAACUCAAAGGAAUCAUCCAGCCAGGAAAUAUUUAUGAAUAUACUGAAGAAAUUAGAAUAAAAGAAUUGUUUAGUAUCCCCCUUAUACCGCCAUUGUUAAAUCGCUAUGAUGAAAUUGAAUACUUUGAUAAUUGGCUUAGUGAUGGUAAUUUAUCAUAUAGGGACUUUGAUGCAUUACUACUUAUUGGUGAAAGUCGGAUUGGCAAAACCAGAUUAUUAGAAUGGAUGGCACGAUAUGCCAGAAAUAAAGAUUUGAAAGUAUGCUACCUGAGUUUAACAUCUAUACAUUUAGCAACGCCAUAUUUAGCAAUAAGUCAAAUUUUGGAACAAAUAAUGGAGAUUAGGGAGCCCAUACUUGAAUUUGAAAAGGAGGAGAAAAUUGUUCACCUUUUAAAACGCUAUAGUGAAGAUUUGUGCUACUUAAAUAACAUAAUUAAAGUUCGUUUUGCUUAUCACGACGAUGUAUAUUCCCAACAUGAAAAUGUUCGCAAAGUAAAAGCCAAACAGAUAUUUAAAAAACUACUCUUAUCUAUACCAGACACCCAUGUGAUACUUUUAGACGAUUUACAGAAUUUAGAUCCCGAUUCGUGGGAAUUUCUCGAAAUAAUAUUUGAUAUAGUGAAAAUGUUUACUGUAAUAACGGUCACUCGUGGUACGUUCAGCGCAGUACACAGUUGGCUUUACGCUGUAUUUAUGGCACAUAAUAUCCGCAAAAUCAACUUAGGCUCAUUAGAGUCUAAAUGGAUUGCACCAUUGGCUUGUCAAAUACUAGACGUACAAGGUGUGCCAAAUGAUUUAUGUAAAGCCCUUAUAACAAAAUGCCAUGGGAUGCCUGGACUAGUUGAAAGAUUCAUUGUUCAAUUAUUUUCCAGCGGUGCUUUAGAAUUAAAAAAUAUCUGUAAAAAUGAAGUGAAUAAUUUUAUAGAAGAAGAUUUACAGUUUCCAGACCCUGAUCUUUUACGCCCAAUAGCAUUGAAUGAAUGCGACCAAGUUACUUUGAACAAAUUAAUACAAGAAAAAUCAUCAGAAGAAAUUUCAAUAUGCUUAGUAAUAAAUAAGGAUGAACUUAAAACUAAUUUAAACGUACAAAAUGUUGAUGCUUUAAUCAUGAUUCAAAUAGAUUCACUGACUCCGUAUCAGCAGUUACUUUUAAAAAUAGCUUCAGUUAUUGGAACCGUACUUUCAAGAGAGCUUUUGGAAAAUAUAAUGUAUGAUAACAAUCCUUUAACUACAGCAAAAGCAGUAAAGAGGUUAUUUGCAAUGCGUAUAUUGUCUUGUGCAAAUAUAAAAAGGACCACGUCGGGAGGAACUAUAACGUCUAAUUACUCUAUAAGGUCAAAUUUAAUAUGUGAAUGUUCGUUUGAAUAUGAACCUGAAACUGCUGAUUAUCUACCAAAGUAUGCAUUUUGCAAAGUUAUGAAAUUUCGCAAUAAAAAUUCUAGAAAAGCUAUAUAUGAAUUAUUGCCCUUAAAUCAGAAAAAAGAAUUUCAUUCUCGUGUCGUUAAUUAUUUUGAAAAUAAUAAGCAAAAAUGCCCAGAAUGCGGAGGUACAAUCAUGGUAGUCCAAUCAACGAUAAAUUUACUUUCACAAUUUCCUUAUGAUAAUAAGUAUACUUUGAUUGAAAAACUUAUAGAAGAAGAUAGAGAUAGUGAGACUGAAAUAAAAAAUAGUGAUAUCCAAUAUCAGACAUCUUCAGCAGUAAAAGAAGACUCAAUUGAUGUACGAAGAUCAAGAUCCGACAAAUUUUUUGAGACGCAUAAUACAAAUAUAUCUCAAACAACUUCUGUAAGAAGUGAAAUAUUUAACAAAACUACACCAAUUUUGAAAAUAAAGUCAAAUGAUGUCGAAGAUAUUUAUUCACGAGAAGUGAACUCAAAAAGAGUUACAAUGUCAAGCGUGAUAGUUAAAAAUAAGAGCUCAGUGGCAAUAAAAACCUUAAACAUAUUCAAUAUGAUAAGAGCUGUUACAGAAGCUAGCAAAAUAAGUGAAUGGCAUGAUUUGGGUGUGAUUGACAGCGAAGAUAAUUUAAGUGGCAAGUCAAUCGAAAAAGAGACAAAAUCAUUUUGCUUACAUAUUGAGAAAGGUGUAUCCCAAACAAACUUUAACAGAUGUACGUGCGCAGAACUUAAUGUCGUUAUAAAUGAACAGCUUAUUUAUCACUCCAAAGAAGCUGAUCUUAAAACGAAAAUGGUAGAAUUUCUAAUACAAUAUAGCUACUUGAAUAUCUUGGCGAACAAUUUUGACGCUGCAAUACCCAAACUUGAAAAAGCUGAAAGUGCUUGCCAAGUAUUAAUCUCCUGGUUUGAUAAACAGAGAUUUUUAGGAAAAAUCUAUUCAUUGAAAGCUGCUGCUUUUUUAAUGAACGGUAGACUAUUUUGUGCUAAAACGAAUAUAGCCAAAGCUGCUAAAAUAUAUCACAUAAAUUUAAAUAAAAUAUCAGACCUCAUACAAAUAAGUGGUUUGUUAACUGUCAUGAAUCUAAAACGUACAAAACAUCGAAUACAUAUGUUACAAAUGAAGGCAGAUUCUGUGUUUUUCUUAAAUGUUGCAGUACUUUUAUAUUCCACAUUAGAAGAUGAACAAACCUCUAGAGUUGCAGCACUUCGUUCUAUACGGCUAGUACAACAAGUUGAAUGUAAUGUUAUAGAUUUAUGUGACGCAUUUAGUAAUGGCAUUCAGAUGGAGCUUGAUCGAGGCUCGAUCGAAUCAACUUUAUACUUGGAAAAAAUUACGUAUAAUGCUUUCCGGAACAUGCAACGGCCUAUACAAGCAGAUGAAUUAUUCGCUCUUGGAAAAUUGUUUAUGACUGUUUUCCAUACGCGGCUAGCACGAGGUCAACUGGCAGCUUCUAUUCGAUCAGGUUUUCGUGCGCUGGUUGUUAGUAGUUUCCUGUAUGCGCAUAAUGUUUCAUUGGAUAUAAUACCUGAUUUAUUUUAUUUGUUACUGUCGCGAUGUCGUAUUGAAGAAGCAGUACAUGUUGUGAAACUACUAAAGCAAUUGGCUGAUGGUCGCGUUACUAUUGAAAAUGAAACCUGGUACUACGCGCUUAGUAUUGACAUGAUACUGGACGCAGGAAUGCAAUUAGAAUCUCCAAAUGAAAUUAGCCAGUACGCAGAGUUUUCUAUUCACCAAGGAGUAUCAGCCGGAGAAAGCCGACGAAGACUAAUUGUUGGAUUAUGGACUUAUUGGUUACGAGCAGACUCUGAACGUAGAGCGAAGCGAUUUGAAACUGAAGCAUUAAUUUGGUCAAACCGUAUCGAGGAAGACUGUACUCUUAAAACUAUGAUAAGUGCGACGAGACUCGCUGAAGGGAUGUUAGAGAGUUUAGCUAGGAAAAUGGAUGAUUUACGAAAAGUAGUUGAUCUAAUGGAGCUGCGUUCUUUGGCCGAUCGUGAACUUUCAAGAUUGGAGAAAGAUGCCCGCGAUUUACGUGCUGUGUACCCCAGAUGGAUUCUACUUAAGGCUAAUUCAUUUAAGCUUUCUGGUCGUCAAACCGCAGCAAAGUCGCUUUUCAAUCAGGCCUUAGAAGAAUCUCGUCGAAUCCACAACCGCUUAGAAGAAGCAUCAACCUUAGCUGCUACGAGUACUUCCAACUUCCGGACUUGGAUACAAAACGCACGAAAUGGAAAUUUCACACAUUGGAGCCUUGGCGCCUCACAAGCACGAACAUCUUGGCACGAAUUAUUAUACAAGAUAUCUACUAAUCGACUAUAAAUUUGAAUAAUAUUACUUAGAAGAGUCAAUUACGUACUCACUCGGCUAUAGCUCUGAUGCUAUCUAUACUAAUAUUAUAAAGCUAAAGAGUUUGUUACUGUGUGUAUGUGUGUGUACUAAUUGCGAUUGUGUCUGUGAUUGUUUACACUAUUUUGAUCAACCUUCCUGCUAAAUCGGACAAGAAU
This is a messenger RNA of Bicyclus anynana (squinting bush brown), 5523 nucleotides long. RefSeq names its product adenylate cyclase type 10-like. Lineage: Eukaryota; Metazoa; Arthropoda; Insecta; Lepidoptera; Nymphalidae. Gene Ontology annotation, molecular function: adenylate cyclase activity. Gene Ontology annotation, cellular component: cytoplasm. The coding region runs from base 5 to 5338 and encodes 1777 amino acids. The transcript is spliced from 4 exons. The record is from RefSeq and is a predicted model, not a curated record. Gene Ontology annotation, biological process: intracellular signal transduction; cyclic nucleotide biosynthetic process.